ACACACGCACACACACGCGCGCCGCAGCGCAGCGCAUGUGUUCAUCCACCGCGUCGUCGGCGGCGGCGGCGGCGGCGCGUUAAACAGGACGAGGCGUCCGGCGGGGCUUCCGGUGCAGCAUGCUGGAGAACGGAGGGAAGGUCUUUAAAGAGGGACUCCUGGAGAAGAGGAGCGACGGUCUGCUGCAGCUGUGGAAGAAGAAGCUGUGCGUCCUGACGGAGGACGGCGUCCUGCUGCUGCCGCCCAAGCAGCAGGAGCACCUGCAGCACCUGCACCUCCCGGGAGGAAGAGGAGGAGCAGGAGGAGGAGGAGGAGGAGAGCCGGGCAGGAUGAAGGAGCUGCACUUCGCCAACAUGAAGACGGUGGACUGCGUUGAGCGCAAGGGGAAGUACGUGUACUUCACGGUGGUGAUGGCCGAGGGCCGAGAGAUCGACUUCCGGUGCCCGCAGGACGAAGGCUGGAACGCCGAGAUCACCCUGCGGAUGGUCCAGUACAAGAACCGGCAGGCGGUCCUGGCCGUGCGCUCGUCCAGGCAGAAGCAGCACCUCCUGCAGAUUCCCGCGCAGAAGACGGGUCGCACCGCCGCCAACGUGGCGUGA
Messenger RNA from Lampris incognitus (smalleye Pacific opah), 599 nucleotides. It is a transcript of the gene phlda1, whose product is annotated as pleckstrin homology-like domain, family A, member 1. NCBI's taxonomy places the organism in Eukaryota, Metazoa, Chordata, Actinopteri, Lampriformes, Lampridae. The transcript has a single exon. Gene Ontology annotation, biological process: positive regulation of apoptotic process. Bases 120 to 599 code for a protein of 159 amino acids. The record is from RefSeq and is a predicted model, not a curated record. Gene Ontology annotation, molecular function: phosphatidylinositol phosphate binding.